Ornithodoros turicata is the source of this 2397-nucleotide messenger RNA. RefSeq names its product methionine aminopeptidase 1-like. Gene Ontology annotation, cellular component: cytosol. The record is from RefSeq and is a predicted model, not a curated record. Gene Ontology annotation, molecular function: metalloaminopeptidase activity. Lineage: Eukaryota; Metazoa; Arthropoda; Arachnida; Ixodida; Argasidae. Bases 155 to 1300 code for a protein of 381 amino acids. Gene Ontology annotation, biological process: proteolysis. The transcript is spliced from 14 exons.
CCUGUUCUGGAAGAUUUGUCAAUAACGUAAUCUCAACACUAAACAACAACUUUGGUGUUGCGCAACAAUCAGCAUAACAUCACACGCUAGCGACCGUAAAUUUUUUUGAAAGGAGCGCUGCUCCAGGUGGCGGCCAGAUCGGGGUUGUACGAAAAUGGCUGCCAUCGGAAUGGAGGGGGUGCAAGAAGAGGUUUUACAUAACAUUUGUGGGAGUUUGGGGUGUAAUAGUUCGGCAAAAUUACAGUGUCCCACUUGCAUAAAGCUUGGGAUCAAGGGCUCUUACUUCUGCUCACAGGCUUGCUUCAAGGGAAAUUGGGAUGCCCAUAAAAUAGUGCACAAGAGUGUCAAAACAAGUAAAGCCCCUUAUAAUCCAUGGCCAUCUUACACUUUUUCCGGAAAGCUAAGACCGUAUCCACUGUCCCCGAAACGUGAAGUACCGGAUCAUAUCAUGCGCCCUGAUUACGCGGAUCAUCCCGAAGGUUACCCAUUGAGUGAACAAGCCGUGAAAGGUUCCACUCACAUCAAAGUACUGGAUGACGAAGAGAUUGAAGGUGUUCGUUUGGCAUCAAAGCUUGCGAGGGAGGUCCUCGAUGUGGCUUUGGGAGCUGCGGAUAUUGGUGUGACCACCGACGAAAUUGAUCGUCUGGUGCACGAGGCAUCUGUUGAACGUGAAUGCUAUCCAUCACCGCUGAACUACUACAAGUUUCCAAAAUCAUGUUGCACGUCAGUGAACGAAGUGAUAUGUCACGGCAUACCGGACAUGAGACCCCUUGAAGAUGGCGACCUUUUAAAUGUGGACAUAACGGUCUAUCACCGUGGCUUUCAUGGAGACCUGAACGAAACAAUCUUUGUCGGCAACGUUGAUCCACAGGCUCAGAAACUGGUGCAAGUCACCCACGAAUGCUUGUCUAAAGCCAUUGCUGCUGUGAUUCCCGGUAUGCGUUAUCGUGAGAUUGGAGGCAUCAUCCAGAAACAUGCACAGUCCCAUGGCUUCUCUGUCGUCCGUAGCUACUGCGGGCAUGGCAUCCACAGGUUGUUUCACACAGCUCCAAGUGUGCCGCACUAUGCGAAAAACAAAGCCAUUGGAAUCAUGAAGCCUGGACAUUGUUUUACUAUUGAACCAAUGAUCUCAGAAGGAUCUUGGCACGACGACGUAUGGCCUGACAACUGGACUGCAGUUACACGGGACGGACGACGUUCUGCCCAGUUUGAACAAACUCUGCUUGUCACAGAAACUGGCUGUGAUAUUUUAACAAGGAGGCGUGAGAAGAACGGGCAGCCUUGGUUUAUGGACAAGUGACGCGUUUUGAAUUUAGGCUGUGAAGUUCUGAUGAUGACGUUCAAGGUGAUGCCAAUUCCUGAACUAAAUUUGAAGGAAAACAUUGGCAUCUGUGUAUUUACUUAAUGCAGAAAAGCUUAUCGCUGCUAAUUGAAGGUUGGAGUUAAUCAGCAACAAUCGUGUGUUCUGAAUGAGAUUCCUUGUUUCCAGCAUGUAUUCUGAUGCCGAUUUCAGGUCAAUUACGGGUGCCUACAAAAUCUAGAAAAUUUUGAUUAAUGUGCCAUUUAACAUUAAGAAAAAAUAGAUACUAUGAGAGUUGAGUGCUUUAAGUGCUUCUGUAUCAUACAAAUUGUACAGCGUGCCUUUCUGUCCAGGUAGAACACACGCAUGAGGUUUACGUGUUACUACUGCAUAUUAAAGAAGGUAGAUGGUGCGGAGCUUCAUAAACGGGUUGCUACCAUCAUGAUUUAACUUGCCACUGCCAUCAGAAUCUUUGUGGUGACACCAUUAGAAUUUCUGCUUAGAGUUGAAGAGCUGAUUUCCAAACUGAGCUAGGUCAUUUUGUGCCACAGUUUAGGUGGCCAUCAGCCAGUUACAGCGUAAAACACACACAAGCUUUGUGGGCAUCUCAACUUCUCAAACUACUACUUCACAUUCGUCGUAUGAAACAGAGAAUAGGAAUUCAAAAGUGUGGCAGAAAAACGAUCAACACUCAUGAUAUUGUUAGAAAAUACUCUUUAAACACCUCUAACUCUUUUUUUUUCUUUUUUUCUGAACUCUGGGAAAGUAUGGCAUUUUGGAAAUCAACCCUUCGGUUUUACUCGGCACAUGGCUAUGAUUAGGUUAGAUCAUUUCUACCUCUUCCACUCCACGAGCAAAUCUGGUCGCAUCCUUUAAGGAUGGGAAUGUGCCAUUACCAGGGAAAGCAUUCGCACAUUUUGCAACAUAUUUAGCAGAUGUCAAAUUCACAUAGCCGUAGUUCGGUAUUAAUAGCAAAAUAGCAGAUCAGCAGUGAUCACUGUUUGAACAAUUCCUCUGAGAGAUCCCAGAUACUUAUAUGCCUUGUCAGCUGAGAGCAAGUUUGUGCAGGUAAAUAAAAUUCAAAGAUUGCAAAUGUU